Messenger RNA from Rhagoletis zephyria (snowberry fruit fly), 1605 nucleotides. It is a transcript of the gene yellow-e3, whose product is annotated as L-dopachrome tautomerase yellow-e3. Lineage: Eukaryota; Metazoa; Arthropoda; Insecta; Diptera; Tephritidae. The record is from RefSeq and is a predicted model, not a curated record. Gene Ontology annotation, cellular component: extracellular region.
GACGGUUUAUUUUGACGUUUGGCUGCAUUCGAGAAUUUUGUUGGCUAAUUAGACUUGGUUAGCGCCUACAUAAAAGCCAGACAGGCUAACAGACAUUGUGGCGGACAUUUGUAUGUAUGUGCGUAAGUGUGUUUCUUACUCCAGCAAAUGGCAUUUGAAGAGGAUGCUGCAUGCGAGCACGCAACCAUUGAAGGCGCAUUCAGUAAGACUUUGGAAACGUGCGCCUUUGUGUGUUUGAAAAGGCCUACCUAUUGUCAUAUAGAAUGUGGCUGAUCUAUUGUUGUUUGGCACAACUCCUGACAGGCAUGACCAUAGCAGGUGUUGCAGAAAACGAUGGUCGGCCAGUGUUACAAAGGAAAGAAUUUGUAACGCUUCAUAAAUGGACUGAGCUGAAAUUAACGGUGCCGGAGAGUUAUCAGCAGCCAUCGACGCUGGAUGCUAUACGAUUUGCACAAGAUAAGCUCUUGCCAGUAGAUGUUGAUGUGGAGUACGGUGAUGAUGGUUACCACCGCACCUUCCUUACAAUUCCACGUUUGAGCAACGGCGUUCUUUACUCACUCACUGUGGUCGCUGAUAGUGAUAACUCGACUGUUCUCAAUCCCUUUCUGGUGCCCUAUCCCAGCUAUGACUGGCACUUGAGUUUUGGACAAAAUUGCAGCACUAUAACAUCGGCGAUAAGAACUUUUAUUGAUGACUGCUGGCGUUUAUGGGUAGUUGAUUUGGGUCAAAUUAAUGGUAUUCAAUAUUGUGCACCUCAAAUACUGGCUUUCGAUUUGGUCACAGAUCAGCUGAUACACCGUUAUAUUAUUCCUGCAUCACAGUACACGCCUGGUGUAUCGAUUUUCACGGCACUCGCUGUAGAUGUGGAUGAAUCUGCGCCGAGUUUGGAGUGUGUUAAUGCUAUGGUCUAUAUUGCCGAUCCUUGGGGCUAUGGUUUGAUUGUUUACAAUAUGGCGCAAGGUCAGUCUUGGCGCAUACAAAACACCCACAUGCAACCAGAUCAACUGUUGACCCAAGACAAGACGGGCAGUAGUGGCAUUUUCACAGUGAGCAUUAGUCCUCGGCAACACAACAAAGAAGAAGCUGAUCGGCGUCUGUAUUUUCACGCGCUUAAUAGCUUUCUAGAAGUAAGUGUACCAUUAUCUUUGGUAAACAAUGCUUCGCUCUGGACACUUCCCAGUAAUUCAGAAAAGCAAGAUGAGCUAUACGAUCAGUUUAAAAUAAUCGGCAGCCGUGGCAUACAAUGUGAGUCCGAAGCAAUGGACAAUGAUGGUAAUUUAUAUUGCAGUUUGAUUAGUUCAAGUGCGUUGACCGCUUGGAAGGAGGACAGCGAUUACGAUUCAGAUAAUUUGAAGGUAGUCGCCUACAACCCAGAGAGGCUACGAUUCGUCACAGGAUUAAAGAUUAACCGAAAUAAUCUUGAGGAAGAUGAACUGUGGGCUUUGAGCAGUAAUCCUGAGCUUUUUGUUGGCGCAAAAGUACAGACCGACGAUAUAAAAUUCCAAAUAAUUGGUUGUCGUGUCAAAAAUUUGCUGGAGAAUGAGCCUUGCUCAGUGGUAAUAAAUCAUUUACGGAGAGCGUGAAUGAAAAUUAAAAUAAUGUAAC